UUCACUAGUCAAUUUGCUUUGGAGCCGUUAGGCUUGUUUAAUUAAUUGAUACUCGGUAUUUCUUUAGUACACUAAAGAUUAUCUAAAGUACCACUAACUUAUUCCACAUUUAAAAUUGUGUUGGUACAUAAAACCAUGGAAAACGAAUCAUUUGAUGAUGAUUUCUCUUCAAAAGACAAAACUAAAUUGGCAAAAGACAUUUCUUCGUAUUGGAUUCAUUGCAAUCGUUGUUAUGAAACAUAUAUUCGCACGCGAAGGCGUAUAUUGUUGUUGGCUUGCAAUCACAUAAUUUGUGAAAAAUGUGUAGCAAUUCCCUCCUUAAAUGUUUUAAAUGGAUCCAAUGAAGUAAACUGCCCCAUUUGCCAUAGAGUACAGCGUUUUCGGGUAUUAUGUAAUAUGAUGCCGGCUCAUACUAAAGAACUGUUUAAUCCUGAACCAUGGCGUGAUCCAACUGAACGAGUUUUGAAAUUUCAGGCAGAUCAACGUAAAAACUUUGAAAAAGGAAUGAUUAAGAAGCAUUCUGAAUUGGAAGAAAUAAGAAAAAAUUGCAAAUUAAUGGAGAUAAAUGCGAAAGAGGGUUAUGAGAAAUUGGAUCAAUUACAACAUGAGCGCAAACAAUUGGAAAGGGAAGUACGCAAUUAUAAGGAUCAGGAAUUGCGAUCAGAAAGUACAAUACACCUUCAACCGACAGAUACUUUCAACAAUGAGUUUUUUGAUCUCAAUACAUUUUCUGGAGCUAAUCGAGAAAGGGCUAAACACCGUUCACACCGUCGACGUCACAGUUUUUCUGAAAAUAUUUCCAACAAUUUCACGCUCAGUCCACAGUAAGCACAUUUUUGAUUGUAUGAUUACAUAUUUGUGAAUCAAUCCUGAAUGAAUUCAAACAUUAUAAUUUUUCUGAUAAUAAAAGAUGAGAAGUGGUGCUCAGACAA
Molecule: messenger RNA, 932 nt
Organism: Anastrepha obliqua
Lineage: Eukaryota; Metazoa; Arthropoda; Insecta; Diptera; Tephritidae
Gene: vilya
Product: RING finger protein vilya
Exons: 3
Coding region: 136-828 (230 amino acids)
Biological process (GO): protein sumoylation; homologous chromosome pairing at meiosis; reciprocal meiotic recombination
Cellular component (GO): synaptonemal complex
Molecular function (GO): SUMO transferase activity
Source: RefSeq, a predicted model, not a curated record